Messenger RNA from Stylonychia lemnae, 267 nucleotides. NCBI's taxonomy places the organism in Eukaryota, Ciliophora, Spirotrichea, Sporadotrichida, Oxytrichidae. The record is from the annotation of a GenBank genome assembly.
AUGAAUGCUGCUUUGGAUUCUCUUGCGACUUUCUCUCUACUCAAAGCACCCAGACAGAUAUUUUAACCUUGUAGUUAUUACGCCGAAUGUGGAGACUAUCUCUCGUGCCAUACUUUCAAUGGUAUCAAUAGAUGCUAUCAUUAUCCAAGACUAGGAGGUGAGCCUUGCUCUUCAGAUCUCAAAGCUUAAUGUAUGAUCGGUCUAACCUGCCAUGAAAAGUAUAAAGUUUGUGUACAGAACGAACAACUAAAUGUGCUACCUAAGUGA